AUGAAGUUGUUUGUCGCCGUCGUCGCUGCGUCGGCCGCUGCGACCAAACCGUCCGUGACGGCGCUGCCCAUUGGCGAGCGCACGCAACUCGGCGAGGAGCUGGCCAAGUGGCGCCACGAGUUUGGAGCUGCUGCCGCGGCGCAGGGUGUCCUACCUCGUGCCCCUGCAAGCUCGAGCCCAUUGGAGUUUGAAAACGACGCGCUCCAGCGGUUCUACAACAACAAAAUCGCGAUCGAAGAGGCUCGUCGCAACAACCCUGAUGCCACGUUCAGCUCCAACCACCCGUUUGCCCUCUUGACGCCAGCAGAGUUCAAGAAGUUCGUCGAAGGUGUGUCUGUCGAGGAAACGCGCAGUGCGUUCCGGUCGCUUCCCUCCAUCGACGUCAACGUGAGCAGCGUCAAGGCAGCGUCGGUCGACUGGACCACUGGCAAUUGCGUAAACCCCGUGCGCAACCAAGGCCAGUGCGGGUCGUGCUGGGCCUUCUCGGCCGUGGGUGUCGCCGAAUCGGCGCACUGCAUCGUGACGGGCCAGCUCCUCGACCUGUCCGAGCAGCAAGUGACGAGCUGCUCCACCAACGGUGGUAGCGUGGGCUGCCGAGGCGGGUGGCCGUUUGCCGCCACCACCUUCGUGUCCACUCAAGGUCUGUGCCUGGAACGUGACUAUCCCUACACGUCUGGCAAGACAAUACAAACUGGCACGUGCACGAACUCGUGCUCCAAACAAAAACUCCAAAUUGGCCCUGCUGGCCAACCCGUGUCGGUGCUGGUCGAAGCGGGCAACCACGCGUGGAUGAACUACUUGUCGGGGGUGAUCUCGCAAUGCUCGGGUUCUCACUGCGACCACGCAGUCAUUGCCGUGGGGUGCGACGGUUCGUCGUACAAGAUCCGCAACUCGUGGGGGACUAGCUGGGGCGAAGCCGGCUACAUCCGCCUCAAGCGGGGCGUCGGUGGCAUUGGCAUGUGCAAUGUCGCGGACAUGGUGGUGUUGCCCCAAAUUACCGAACCAAGCCCGCAGCCCACGCCGCAUCCUGGCUGCGCCACGUGCAACGAGUGCUAUUACUCGGCUGAUCGUCGGUGCUUGAACUACAACAAGGACGACUGCGAUUGUUACAGCGCAAACUACGGCUUCAUCUGGUGCGGGCCCGUAAACGUCGUCGAAUGCGAGGCGCGCGCGGGUCUCGAGUGUGUGUGUAGCAGUGGAAGGUGUGUGUAUCGUCGUCAAUAG
Messenger RNA from Aphanomyces invadans, 1224 nucleotides. RefSeq lists its product as hypothetical. Bases 1 to 1224 code for a protein of 407 amino acids. NCBI's taxonomy places the organism in Eukaryota, Oomycota, Saprolegniomycetes, Saprolegniales, Verrucalvaceae. The transcript has 2 exons. Gene Ontology annotation, cellular component: lysosome. The record is from RefSeq and is a predicted model, not a curated record. Gene Ontology annotation, molecular function: cysteine-type endopeptidase activity.